Ricinus communis (castor bean) is the source of this 1800-nucleotide messenger RNA. Its product is annotated as fatty acyl-CoA reductase 3. Gene Ontology annotation, biological process: suberin biosynthetic process; long-chain fatty-acyl-CoA metabolic process. Gene Ontology annotation, molecular function: alcohol-forming very long-chain fatty acyl-CoA reductase (NADP+) activity. The coding region runs from base 102 to 1583 and encodes 493 amino acids. Gene Ontology annotation, cellular component: intracellular membrane-bounded organelle. The transcript is spliced from 10 exons. The record is from RefSeq and is a predicted model, not a curated record. NCBI's taxonomy places the organism in Eukaryota, Viridiplantae, Streptophyta, Magnoliopsida, Malpighiales, Euphorbiaceae.
CCACAUUUGCGAAGUUGCACCUCAAUUCACAUUCCCAAAAAUCAAAACCACCGGCAAGAAAAACUGAUACACACAGAGUUGGAUAAUUAUCUUCUAAAUCAAUGGACUUGGGAAGUGUAAUUGAGUUUCUUGAUAACAAGACCAUUUUGGUCACUGGUGCAACUGGAUAUCUAGCAAAGGUUUUUGUGGAGAAGGUACUGAGAGUUCAACCAAAUGUGAAGAAGCUUUACCUUCUUUUAAGAGCCGCAGAUGCUAACUCUGCCAUGGAGCGCCUAAAUAAGGAGGUCAUAGGGAAGGACUUGUUCAAAGUUCUAAGGGAGAGAUAUGGUGCAAGUCUGAAUUCCUUUGUAUCAGAGAAGAUGACUCCUAUUCCUGGUGAUAUCUCUCGUGAAGACUUAGGGAUUAAAGACUCUAACUUAAGGAAUGAGAUGUUGAAAGAUAUUGAUGUGGUGAUUAAUUUUGCUGCCACAACCAACUUUGAUGAAAGAUAUGAUGUUGCACUAGGAAUCAAUACACUGGGAGCUUUGCAUGUCUUGAACUUUGCGAAGAAAUGUCUUAAAAUCAGGAUGCUCGUCCAUGUCUCUACCGCUUAUGUAUGUGGAGAAGAUACAGGACUUAUACUAGAGAAGCCAUUUCCAAUGGGUGAAGGCAAGAAGGGUAACAGUAAAAUAGAUAUCGAAGAAGAAAAGAAACUAGUGCAAGAAAAACUAAAUGAACUUGAAUCAGAAAAUGCUUCAGAGAAAGAAAUUACAGCAAUCAUGAAGGAUUUUGGCAUCGAAAGGGCAAGGGCGCUUGGAUGGCCAAACACUUACGUAUUUACAAAGGCAAUGGCAGAGAUGCUUUUAGUGCAUAUGAAAGAGAAUUUGCCUCUGCUUAUUAUAAGACCAACGAUGAUAACCAGUACUUAUAAACAACCAUUUCCUGGUUGGAUUGAAGGUGUCAGGACUAUUGAUAGUGUAAUUGUGGGCUAUGGCAAACGAAAAAUUACAUGUUUUGUCUCUAGCCCUCGAUCAAUUCUCGAUGUGAUACCAGCAGACAUGGUGGUAAAUGGUAUCAUUGUGGCCAUGGCGACUCGUUACCAGAAGCAAUCUUCAGAAAUUAUUUAUCAAAUAGGAUCUUCAUUGAGAAAUCCUUUAAAAUUCUCAAAUAUUCAUGAUUUCGCCUAUCGUUAUUUCUCUGCAAAUCCAUGGAUUGACAAGGAAGGAAGUCCAGUAAAGAUUGGCAAGGGCAUUGUUUUGAGCUCUAUGACCAGUUUUCAUAUGUAUAUGGCUGUUUGUUUUCAGCUUCCAUUGAAGGCAUUCGAAUUAGCAACUAUUUUGGUGUUGAAGGAAUAUCAGGACAAGUAUAGGCUUCUGGAUCGAAAAGUAAAAUUGGUGCAGAGAUUGGUAGACCUUUAUAAAUCCUAUCUGUUCUUUGAGGGCAUAUUUGAUGAUACCAACUUAGAGAAGCUAAGAACAGAAGCAAGACUGAGAAGUCUUGAAGUUGAAGAAAUGGAUGAAUUCAACUUUGAUCCUACUACCAUCGACUGGGAAGAUUACAUGAUGGGUGUUCACAUUCCUGGUCUAGUUAAAUAUACAAUGUAAGAAUCAUUGCAUCAGUUGAGGUUUUGGAGGUUCAACAUUAAGUUAGAGCCUUUAAAACCAGUAGUAAAUUAUUUGGAUAUUCAUAUCAUUUAAUUGUAUUUUCCUCUUCCUUUUCUUUUCUUUGUUUCAUUUGAGUGGAAAGGCACAUAGUGUGCCACUGUUUAGUCUUGUGACCUCUUUCUAUUCUUAUGAUCAUCAUCAUCAUCAUCAUUGUCAA